Molecule: messenger RNA, 2819 nt
Organism: Sycon ciliatum
Lineage: Eukaryota; Metazoa; Porifera; Calcarea; Leucosolenida; Sycettidae
Product: monocarboxylate transporter 12-like
Exons: 4
Coding region: 243-1973 (576 amino acids)
Biological process (GO): transmembrane transport
Cellular component (GO): membrane
Molecular function (GO): monocarboxylic acid transmembrane transporter activity
Source: RefSeq, a predicted model, not a curated record
GUCCUGUGCAGCUCACUGCAAGACACACUGCCAGGUACUACUAGUACUACUACUGUACUAGUACUAAGUAAACGUCGUUGCGGAAGUUAGCAGGGUCUCUGACUAGCCCUUAGGCCUUCCAUCACAACCUACUGUCACAGUGACUGACAGUCUAGAUCUGUCCUUCGUCCAUGCGCCGAUGUUCGCACAUAAUCAUUGGUACUACUGUAGCAGUUACCGGUCCGUAACUGAGCUAUGCGAGUAUGUCCUCUGGCUCUAGUAGUGACGAAAAGGGAGAAUCUAGCGUUCCGUUCACCGUUACCAGUGUCCAACAGGGUACUACCGGCGGACAGUUUUGCCGGCAAUGGAGAGGUCAAGUGACUAGGGUGGCACUGCAGCUCAGUGCUGCGUUUCUACUGUACUGGGUGAGCUAUGGCACCGACCUGUCGGACGGCAUCAUAUUUGCCAGAUUGAUUCUACCCCCGUGUGCGCCCAAAGGCAAAGGCAAAGGCGAAGAGGCUGCAAAUGGCAGUGGCAUUAUCAAUUCCAGUGCUAGUAUAGCCAGUGCUGGCCUGGAUGAUGCCAUGGAGGAUGCCAUGGAGGAUGGUGUGCUGCUGAGAGGGAACACAACCAAUACGCCUGUACACACGAAUUUGUCAUGGAACACCACCCCCAUUGGACUGAAUGUGUCAAGCCGGGCUAUAAACCAAUCAUCAUCAUCACCGGCUCGUUUUGAAUGCGGAGGAUUUGGUGGGACGGCAGCUGAAACAGCCUGGAUCACAUCCAUGGCCACUGCUUUCCGUGUAGCAUCCGGGGUCACAGGUGGAGUGCUCAUUGAUGCGUUUGGCAUCCGCAAAACAAUAAUUGGUGCAACAAUUGUAUUCAGUCUAUCAUUGGCCGUGUGCAGCUUUGCUACCCAGCUAUAUCAGGUCUAUUUGACACGUGGCUUCCUUUCCGGAGUGGCUGCUGGGGUCCUGUUCUCCGUUCCAGUCCACUGCUUGUCAAUCACAUAUGACAGCAAGAUGGUGAUUGCGGCGGGCUUGGCAUUUCUCGGCUCUGGAGUGUGUGCAGUGACGUAUGGCUACGUUGGCAAGGAGGUGGUCAUUCAUGGAGAUUGGCGCUGGUACUAUCGCAUGAUCGCCUUGUUGUCUCUGCUGUGCGUACCGGCCGCGUUUGUCAUAUAUUUUGAACCAGAAAGUUAUAGGAAAGGUCAUCUGGCUCAAAAUGAUCACAAGGACAUGAGCCCAAUUGCGGUGCCUGGCAGCUUGCUAAAACUACGUCUUGGAUUAAGGAAACUGUUGGACUCCAUAAGGAAGGGGUUCGUGCUCUACCGCAACGUAGACUUCUUGCUCAUUGCAGCAUGCUAUGUCCUGUAUGCUAUUGGAUACUUCUUCCCAUUCAUAUCAUCCAGUCAUCGUUCUAAGGCACUUGGUAUCAGUGCGGGUGACGCUUAUCUACAAGUUGCCUACGUUGGAUUUGGUACAGUGGCUGGGUGUCUUUCGUGUGCUGCCAGUGGAUUGCUGUUCAACGUGCGAGCAACUCUCUAUCAGGCACUGGGCCUGACUAUUUGCGGUUUGUCCAUGAUUCUUAGCAUCCUUGUCACCACGGAGACAAGUCUGAUAGCAUACAAUGUGUUUUAUGCUGCUGCUAGUGGAUUCACGACGGCUGCAUGUGGUCCAGUGGCUAGAGAGGUGAUGCCUGCCGAGAUGACAGUACACGCAUUUGGCCAUCUCUAUCUCGUCAGCUCUCCAGCUAUGGCCAUAGGUCCACCAGUGUCAGGUUGGCUAUAUGAUGUUACACAGGACUACACUAUACCUCUCAUCUUUGGUGGGCUCGUUCUUAUAGUUGCUGGCUUGUUGAUCCUGCUUGUGGACAUCCGUAUUUGGCGGCGGCGCAGGCAGCUCACAAUUUUCAAAACCAGUUUAUGGAGUUCAAGUACUGACGCUGAUGAACCGCCGCAUGCUAUAGUCUGUGUACAUGAAUCCAGUGUGUGAUGCUCAGAGCGGGUACGAUGCUCAGAGCGGGUACGAUGAUGGACACCCGGCGACAAGUGCACAGCAGUAUGUGCACACCACUGUCACCAGUACGUGCACUCCAACACGUGCACACAAAUACACACACACACACACACACACACCAAUCCGUUCACAUACGGUGCGUCCGUUUUUCCGAAGCAGUCAAACUAACCGUUUGCAAUAUGCUGAUGUGCAUACGCACUCAGCUACCUCUGCCCAGCAAGCAACUGUGCACAAUCUCCACCUGGGCAUAAGGCUAAGGGAAAAUUCACAAGUACAUGUAUUUGCACUCCGUUGUUUGUUCAUGGAAUAUUUCAAAACGCCAUCUUGCGCUUGAAACAAUACUUAUUUUAUUAAAAUUUACAACUCGGAUGGAGAACCAAGGAUUAAAUUUAUCAUGAAAGGACCGAAAUGCUACAUGUUCUCCGUAGUUUGUGUCCAUCAGUAACAGUUAUAACCUUCACCUUUCUCAUGUUUAUUUCAUAACUUAGAACCUAAGUAUUAGUUGCAAGGCUUUUGGUUUGCGCAUCCAAGACGUGAUAUAGCUUAUCAUCAGGUCGUUGAAUGUCAGUAUCACAUCAGUCAGUAUUGUGCUAGCUGUUGCACCUUCUCACUACACAACAUCUUACAAUAUCUCGCUUAUAACUAUUUAAAAUGUUGGAUACAAACUACGGAUAACAUGUAACAUUUUGGUCCUUUCUUUUUAAAUUUAAAACUCUAAUGAUUUGUAUCCUAUCAUUGGGCAUCCUGGUAUGAAUGUUGAGGUUCAGUGCAGUCACGGACCAUGUAUGUGCACUGACUGUACAUACUAGUACAUCCCCAGCG